Messenger RNA from Aspergillus versicolor CBS 583.65, 810 nucleotides. RefSeq lists its product as uncharacterized. The record is from RefSeq and is a predicted model, not a curated record. The transcript is spliced from 3 exons. Bases 1 to 810 code for a protein of 269 amino acids. Lineage: Eukaryota; Fungi; Ascomycota; Eurotiomycetes; Eurotiales; Aspergillaceae.
AUGAGCGCAAAACUAUCAAUGGCCGAUGCUUGGGAAGAAGAUUGGGAGUCGCAAGCUGAUAAACUGGACGGCGUACCCACCCCGCCGCAGCCCGAAAAGAAAGUAUCGUCCAAGGUGACCAAGGCCCAACGCCGGGCCCAGCAGAUGGAAUUUAAUAAAAAGCUAUGGGAAGAAGCUGAAUCCCCGGAAACAUUCCACUUCUACGAAGCCUCUUCCGAUGUGCCGCUAAAGCAAGAGUUCAAACCGGCUGUCACCGUCCUUAGUCGCAACCCGCAUAUUGCGACGCGACAAUCCUCUUCGGCUGCGGGGGCUACCGCUGCAGGUAUUGGGCGCUUGGAUUUGAAUGCCGACGACUCGGACGAGGAAAAGCCGCCGGAGCCGACACCCGAGGAGCGCCAGGCGAUGGCCUUGAAGAACCGGGAGCAAAAACAACGCAAGUACGAAGAAGUGCGCGAAAGGCUCUUUGGUACGCCAUCCGCACCAACUUCCGGGGCAUCUUCACCUCGAAGCGCAACCCCUCCGAAAGCCGAAGGCCGAGGGAAGGGCAGAGCCAGAGGAAAUGGGAGAGACAAUAAUAAUCGAGGGAGAGACCAGUCUGCCGCUUCAGGGAAGCCAAAGCAACUCUACGAUCCGGAUUCUCCAACGUCUAGACCCAACUCGUCUUAUGGCCGAAAAGAUUGGCAACAGAGUGGUGAAAGGAGCCAAAUUGACCAGCCGCAGUCCCCUCGACAGCCAAUCCGCAACCCUCGAGGUCCGGACAGUAGUGGAAGGGGCGGAUUCAGAGCACACAGAGGAGCGAAAACAAGCUAG